AUGUCUAACAAAACCCAGACCAAAAACACAGACUUUACACUGGUGGGACUUACAGAAAAGCCAGAACUUAAACUUAUUCUUUUUGUUGUGUUUCUCCUUAUAUAUAUAACCACGUUGAUUGGAAAUGUAUCCAUCAUUCUUGCGUAUAAUUUAAGCCCGAAUCUUAAGAAUCCGAUGUAUUUCUUUCUUACCAACUUUUCCUUUCUAGAAAUUUUUUACGUUUCAUCCACGACUCCCAAAAUGUUGGCCAAUUUCCUGUCAGGAACUAAGACCAUAUCCUUCUAUGGUUGUGCAGCCCAGUUGUACUGUGUGCUUCUUUUGGCUGGGACCGAGUUUUACAUUCUUGCAGCCAUGGCGUAUGACCGAUAUAAUGCUAUAUGUCAUCCAUUGCUUUAUACGGUCAUUAUGAACAAAAUAGCUUGUAUUCAGCUCAUUGCCGGGUCAUGGGUCAUUGGUGCAACCAAUGCUUUAAUUCACACCGCAUUUACAUUCACCUUGCCUUUCUGUGAUUCUCGUACACUCAAUAGCUUCUUUUGUGAUGUUCCUGUAUUACUGAAACUGGCAUGUAAGGAUACUUGGCUCAAUGAGCUUAUUGUCUUUAUCUUUGGCGGUGGAAUGACAGUGGGGUCACUUACAUUGACAAUUAGCUCUUACAUUAAGAUCAUAUCAACAAUCUUGAGAAUCCAUUCGAGCCUUGGGAGGAAAAAAGCUUUUUCCACUUGCACAUCUCACUUGAUAGUUGUUACUAUUUUCUACGGUUCUGUUAUUUUUAUGUAUUUGAGACCCAAGUCAAGUUAUGGUAAGGAUGAGGACAAGUUGGUGGGAAUUAUGUACACGAUUAUUGCUCCACUAUUGAAUCCUUUUAUUUACAGUCUCAGGAAUAAGGAAGUCAAAACUGCCGUAAAAAAAAUAGUGAACAGGAUUAUGACGGCAAUAACUCUUUGA
Messenger RNA from Hyla sarda, 945 nucleotides. Its product is annotated as olfactory receptor 5I1-like. Lineage: Eukaryota; Metazoa; Chordata; Amphibia; Anura; Hylidae. The transcript has a single exon. The record is from RefSeq and is a predicted model, not a curated record. Gene Ontology annotation, molecular function: olfactory receptor activity; G protein-coupled receptor activity. Gene Ontology annotation, biological process: G protein-coupled receptor signaling pathway. Bases 1 to 945 code for a protein of 314 amino acids. Gene Ontology annotation, cellular component: membrane.